CUGUUUGUGCUGCGGCUCUGGGGCCCGGGACGGCCCCGCCAUCCCACUCCCGGGAGCCCAGAGCCGCCCCCGGAGAGUCGAGGCCCCGGCGGGCCCUGGAGACUGUGGUCCCGGCUCUACAGUGCCCCCUCCAGGCCCCGUCCGCGCGCCCGACAGCGCCCCCGGGGGUGGCACGGCCGCCCUUCGCGCGCGCCCCGGGGUGCUUGCUUCCCCUCUCCCCAGCCAUGGCCCCUGCGGCUUAGACGCCGCCGCCUCCGCUGCCGCCGCUCAGAGCCACAAGGGGGCCAGAUGGACGGGGCCCCGGGGCCCGGUGAGGGUCCUGCUCAGGAGGCCCUGCAGUCCCUGAGCCAGAGGCUCAGGGUGCAAGAAGAGGAGAUGGAGCUGGUAAAGGCAGCCCUGGCAGAAGCCCUUCGAGUCCUGCGGCUGCAUUGCCCCCCUACCUCCUUGCAGAGCUCUGGUAUACCAGCUUCUACAAGGAACAGCAGCCUUACAGCCCCUCCAGGACUGCCACCUACCUGCAGCCCUUCUCUGGUGAGCCGAGGCACCCAGACAGAGGAAGAGUUAGAGACAAAGCCAUCCUCUGAACCCCCUGGCCUGAGCAAUGGGCCUUCAGCCCCUCAGGGGGCCAGCGAAGAGCCCAGUGGGACCCAGUCUGAAGGAGGGGGCAGCAGCAGCAGUGGGGCAGGCUCGCCUGGCCCUCCAGGGAUCCUCAGGCCUGUGCAGCCCCUUCAACAUGCUGACACGCCACGAAGAAAUUCCUCCUCCUCCUCUCUCUCAGAGCGGCCCCGGCAGAAACUCUCCAGGAAGGCAGCUUCCUCAGCCAACCUGCUGUUGCGGUCAGGGAGCACAGAGAGCCGUGGGAGCAAAGACCCCCUCUCCAGCCCUGGGGGUCCUGGAUCUCGGAGGAGCAAUUAUAACUUGGAAGGCAUCUCAGUGAAGAUGUUCCUUCGUGGCCGCCCCAUUACCAUGUACAUCCCAUCCGGCAUCCGAAGCCUUGAGGAGCUGCCCAGUGGCCCACCCCCGGAAACUCUCAGCCUUGACUGGGUUUAUGGGUACAGGGGUCGUGACUCUCGCUCUAAUCUGUUUGUGCUGCGUUCUGGAGAGGUGGUCUACUUUAUCGCCUGUGUGGUGGUACUGUACCGGCCUGGGGGAGGCCCGGGGGGUCCUGGAGGUGGUGGCCAGCGACAUUACCGGGGACACACAGACUGCGUUCGAUGCAAGGAGGAGCUGUCUUGGACGGUCUUAAGAGACACUCCCCCCCCCCAACUUAGCCUCGCUGUUCACCCUGAUGGUGUUCGUGUAGCCUCAGGACAGACAGCUGGAGUGGACAAGGAUGGAAAGCCCCUGCAGCCUGUGGUUCACAUCUGGGACUCAGAGUCACUCCUGAAGCUACAGGAAAUUGGACUGGGGGCCUUUGAGCGUGGAGUUGGGGCUCUGGCGUUUUCAUCAGUGGAUCAAGGUGCUUUUCUUUGUGUGGUGGAUGAUUCCAAUGAACACAUGCUGUCAGUGUGGGACUGUAGCCGGGGAACGAAGCUGGCUGAGAUCAAGAGUACGAAUGACUCAGUCCUGGCUGUUGGCUUCAGUCCUCGUGACAGCAGCUGUAUUGUCACCAGCGGAAAAUCUCAUGUCCACUUUUGGAACUGGAGUGGUGGAGCAGGGGUUCCAGGGAAUGGGACCCUCGCCCGGAAACAGGGUGUUUUUGGGAAAUACAAGAAACCCAAGUUCAUCCCUUGCUUUGUGUUCCUCCCGGAUGGAAACAUUCUCACUGGAGACUCCGAGGGGAACAUUCUCACCUGGAGGCGGAGUGUCUCCGAUUCUAAGACCCCAGGCAGGGGUGGGGCCAAAGAGACCUACACAAUUGUGGCCCAGGCACAUGCUCACGAAGGUUCCAUCUUUGCCCUGUGUCUCCGGAGGGACGGGACAGUGCUGAGUGGUGGUGGGCGAGACCGCCGGCUGGUACAGUGGGGGCCUGGGUUGGUGGCCCUCCAGGAGGCUGAGAUUCCAGAACACUUUGGGGCUGUGAGGGCCAUUGCUGAAGGGCUUGGUUCUGAGCUGCUGGUGGGCACCACAAAGAAUGCAUUGCUGAGGGGAGAUUUGGCUCAGGGUUUCUCCCCUGUUAUCCAGGGCCACACUGAUGAGCUCUGGGGACUGUGUACACAUCCCUCUCAGAACCGCUUCCUCACCUGUGGCCACGACCGGCAGCUCUGCUUGUGGGAUGGGGAGGGCCAUGCGUUGGCCUGGAGCAUUGACCUAAAGGAGACUGGUGUCUGUGCUGACUUCCACCCAAGUGGGGCAGUUGUGGUUGUAGGACUGAACACUGGGAGGUGGUUGGUUUUGGACACAGAGACCAGAGAGAUUGUAUCUGAUGUCACUGAUGGCAAUGAACAGCUCUCAGUUGUCCGGUACAGCCCAGAUGGAUUGUACCUGGCCAUUGGUUCCCAUGACAACGUGAUCUAUAUCUACAGCGUUUCCAGCUGUGGUACCAAGUCCAGUCGCUUUGGCCGAUGUAUGGGUCACUCAAGUUUCAUCACUCACCUUGACUGGUCCAAGGAUGGGAAUUUCAUCAUGUCCAAUUCUGGAGACUAUGAGAUUCUUUACUGGGACGUGGCUGGAGGCUGCAAACUACUAAGGAAUCGCUAUGAGAGCCGAGACAGGGAAUGGGCUACCUACACCUGUGUGCUGGGCUUCCAUGUCUACGGUGUUUGGCCGGAUGGCUCCGAUGGGACGGACAUCAACUCUCUGUGCCGCUCUCACAAUGAACGAGUGGUGGCCGUGGCGGACGACUUCUGCAAAGUGCACCUCUUUCAGUACCCGUGCGCACGCGCCAAGGCGCCGAGUCGUAUGUACGCGGGCCACGGGAGCCACGUGACCAGCGUCCGGUUCUCGCACGACGACUCGUACCUAGUCUCGCUGGGUGGCAAGGAUGCCAGCAUCUUCCAGUGGCGAGUGCUCAGCGCUGGGGGCGCCGGACCGGCUCCGGCCACGCCCUCUCGAACUCCCUCUCUGUCCCCGGCCUCCUCCCUGGACGUCUGAUCGCAGCUGGACAGGACACACUCGUCCUGCAGCCUGGUACGGCUCUGGCCGCUUCGGCCGAAACCCCGGGACCAAGGGCAGCCCUCUCCUUGGCUGACUUUUUGACUUCGGUACAUUCCCAACCGCGCUCUUGCACAUCCGUUAAGACCUGCCGGGCAGCCCCAGCCCGGGUUCUGACUCCCGCUGCCUGCUGAGGGGCAAUAAAAGAAAACAAAGUCGCCUCCCGGUGCUUUUGUGGGACGCGGCGGGCGCCCGAGGGGCCCAGUGGGGUGAGGAUGAAAGAAAAAGUACAGGGCGGGAUCCUAGACCAAACAUGCAAAUGACAGGCAAAGCCGCUAGCAAAUAACCCACUGGCGCAGCGGCGGAGAUCCCGAGUGCAGAGAGUUAAAUCCAGCUCCUCCGCCCGCCCUCGGGGGCGGGGCCGGGCCGCAACGGAAAUAACCGAGCGCGGGGCCGCGGCUGAGCGAAGGGAGCCGAGUUCCUUCCGGAAGUGGCCGAUCGGUGAGGUCUUGCUCCCCGACCUGAGCCGAACGCCGGGCCUUGUUCUCCGGAUCGGCCGAAGGUGUUCCGGAAGGAGGCGAACCCCGGCGCGGGCACGGUAAAUCUUUCCCCGGGCUGGCGGAGCACCACGUCUGCUGGGACGCGGAGAGGACGCGAGCAGCCGGAACCUGACUCCGGUCCGGCAGAAAGCGAGCUCAUUCCGGAAGACGCCAAGCAGACCAGGUGCCGGCCUCCGCGUCCCGGGCGUGAGGCUGUAGCGGC
Molecule: messenger RNA, 3795 nt
Organism: Nannospalax galili (Upper Galilee mountains blind mole rat)
Lineage: Eukaryota; Metazoa; Chordata; Mammalia; Rodentia; Spalacidae
Gene: Eml3
Product: EMAP like 3
Exons: 22
Coding region: 289-3033 (914 amino acids)
Biological process (GO): microtubule cytoskeleton organization
Cellular component (GO): mitotic spindle
Molecular function (GO): microtubule binding
Source: RefSeq, a predicted model, not a curated record